Messenger RNA from Panicum hallii, 380 nucleotides. Its product is annotated as protein RADIALIS-like 3. Gene Ontology annotation, molecular function: DNA-binding transcription factor activity. Lineage: Eukaryota; Viridiplantae; Streptophyta; Magnoliopsida; Poales; Poaceae. The record is from RefSeq and is a predicted model, not a curated record. The coding region runs from base 114 to 380 and encodes 88 amino acids. The transcript has a single exon.
UCAGAGCAUUGAGAGAGCUAAAAGCUUCAGUCCAGCUAUCCAACAAGAGUGUCUACACAUAAGACAUCAGCACUAGCUAGCUCGGUUUCCAAGAAAGAAAGUCCAAUCCAAAGAUGUCUGGGUCGAGAAGCUCUUCUUCCCGCAGCGCUAACGUGGACUCCACGUGGAGCAAAAAGGAGAACAAGCUGUUUGAAGAGGCCCUCGCCUACUACGGCGAGGACACGCCCGACCGCUGGCACAAGGUGUCCCGCGCCAUUGGAGGCAGCAAGACGGCCGACGAGGUGCGCCGCCAUUACGAGUUGCUCGAUGAUGACGUCAAGCUCAUUUUGUCCGGCAAUGUUCCGUUCCCCAAGUACAACACGCAGGGAGCUUGGAACUAA